Messenger RNA from Fonsecaea pedrosoi CBS 271.37, 2571 nucleotides. RefSeq lists its product as uncharacterized. The record is from RefSeq and is a predicted model, not a curated record. The transcript is spliced from 2 exons. Gene Ontology annotation, biological process: DNA repair; DNA biosynthetic process; lagging strand elongation. The coding region runs from base 1 to 2571 and encodes 856 amino acids. Gene Ontology annotation, cellular component: nucleus; mitochondrion. NCBI's taxonomy places the organism in Eukaryota, Fungi, Ascomycota, Eurotiomycetes, Chaetothyriales, Herpotrichiellaceae. Gene Ontology annotation, molecular function: DNA binding; ATP binding; DNA ligase (ATP) activity.
AUGACACAAGGGAGGCAGUCGACCCUUGGCAAAUUCCUCGGGAGCAAACAGAACGGCAACAAAUCAAAAACCCAGUCUACUCUCUCGUUCAACCAAAAGUCAACUCCCAAUGGUAAAAAGGAGGACGAUCCACCCAAAGAGGAGAAUGAUGUGACUCUAGAUCCGGAAAAGGGACACGCGGACGACGUCGAGAAUAACAAGGGAGAAAGCAACACUUCCCCGAGCAGAAAGCACAAGCUAGAGUCCACAGAAGAGGACGAGGAGUCUGAUGAUGAGCCUGUGGUCAAGAGACGGAGGCGAAAUUCUGCGUCCAAAGAUAAGCCCAAGGCAUCCCCAAAGACAAAUGGUGUCUCAAGAACGGAUUCCGACCCCGACACCGAAAAGACGUCUUCGAAACCGGUCAAGCCACAACAAGAGGAACCAGAACCAUCAGAUCGUGCUAGCAGUGUAUCAGAAGCUGAAGAUGAUGUCUCUGCAAGUGAAGAUGAAAACCCCAAGGUUGACAAAAAGCAAGUGGCCAAAAUUCAAGCCACCAUCAAAUCAACAGGGAAAGAUCCUUAUCCUGAUUGGAAGGCCGGUGAGCCCGUACCAUACGCGGCACUGUGUACAACCUUUUCUUUGAUCGAACUCACUACCAAGCGUCUCCAAAUCACGGCCUACUGUUCAGCCUUUCUCCAGCAAGUACUCCGAUUGACCCCACAAGAUCUCCUGCCUACGAUUCAACUUAUGCUGAACAAGCUCGCCGCCGACUACGCGGGCAUCGAACUUGGAAUAGGGGAAUCGCUGAUCAUGAAAGCCAUCGGAGAGAGUUCUGGCCGUUCGUUAUCGGUCAUUAAGGCGGAUCACCAAAAGAUUGGUGACCUUGGUCUGGUUGCAGCCAAGAGCAAAUCUAAGCAGAGCCAGAUGUUCAAACCCAAACCGCUGACUGUCCGCGGUGUCCAUCAGGGAUUACUCGAUAUUGCCAAGAUGGAAGGGCAAGGUUCACAAGAUCAGAAAGUUCGAGCCAUCAAUAAGCUCAUGGCAUCUGCAGAUGUCUCAUCCACGAGUAAAACCGUCGAUAUCACCAAGGACAAAGGAGGUCCUUCCGAAGCCAAAUUCUUGGUUCGUUUCCUGGAAGGAAAAUUGAGACUGGGCCUUGCGGAGAAAACAGUCAUCAUUGCAUUGGCACAGGCCGUCGUCACUCACGAGGCGACGAAGGAGGGCAAGGUUCCUACUACGGAUCAAUUGGCGCAGGGAGAAGCUGCCUUGAAAAUGGUUUACAGCCAGCUGCCAUCCUACGAAGUCAUCAUUCCAGCAAUGCUGGAACAUGGCAUUUUCCACUUACACGAGACGUGCAAGUUGCAGCCAGGGGUGCCCCUGAAACCCAUGCUUGCCAAACCAACCAAGGCAAUCACUGAGGUGCUUGAUCGCUUCGAGGGCAAAACCUUCACAUGCGAAUAUAAAUACGAUGGGGAGCGUUCUCAGAUCCACUACAUUGCCCCGGAAGCCAUUUCCGAAUACCCAGCGGCGCAGAAUACACUGACCAAAGAUCCAAAGGCAUUCAAAGGUCUGGCAGCCGUGUUCUCGAGGAAUUCUGAGGAUCUGUCCAAAAAGUACCCCGACAUCCUGGAGAAACUCAAUACGUGGAUCAAGCCCACAACGAAGAGUUUUGUGCUGGACUGUGAAACCGUCGCCUGGGACCCUCAAAACAAGAAAAUCCUACCGUUCCAGCAACUUAUGACCCGGAAGCGCAAAGACGUCAAGACAUCUGAGGUCACGGUCAAAGUCUGUGUCUUUGCCUUCGACAUGCUCUUUUAUAACGGUGAAGCGCUUGUGCAGAAAACAUUCCGUGAGAGACGAGACUUACUACAUGACGCCUUCGUGCCAGUAGACGGCGAAUUCCAAUUUGCCCAAUACGGCGAUGCGAAGGAUGUCGAAGAGAUUCAGCAUCUACUCGAUGAUGCUGUCAAAGCAUCUUGCGAAGGCUUGAUGGUGAAGAUGCUCGACACGGAAGAAUCGGCUUACGAGCCUUCGAAACGCUCGAGAAACUGGCUCAAAGUGAAGAAGGACUAUCUCUCUACCACAGGCGAUUCUUUGGAUCUUGUGGUUCUAGGGGCUUACCACGGCAAAGGUAAGCGCACAUCCUGGUAUGGUGCUUUCCUUCUUGCCGCAUACAAUCCAGAGACCCAAAAUUUCGAAACGGUUUGCAAUAUUGGCACCGGUUUCUCUGAGUCCCUGCUCGAGGAGCUUGCCAAGCAGCUCUCCGAAAUAGUGAUUGAGCGCCCUAAACCCUUCUACUCUCAUUCGACCGUCAAAAAUGACCAGCCAGAUGUUUGGUUCGAGCCGCGGCAUGUCUGGGAAGUAAAGACUGCGGAUCUUACGUUGAGUCCCAGAUACCGGGCCGCAAUUGAGGAGAUGGGCGGCAAGAACGGAAUAAGCCUCAGAUUUCCCCGGUUCAUCCAGCGAAGAGACGACAAGAAGCCGGAGGAGGCGACAACAAGCGCGGACGUAGCAGAGAUGUACAGGAAACAGGAGGUGGUGCAGAAGGAACAGUCGGGCAAGACUGGAGUGGAUGACGACUUUGAGUAUUAA